CUUACCUUAUUUUCCUUAUACACAUCAUCAUCCUGAAAGAUAUAUAUAAACGACAAGUUUGGGUUCUCCAUAUUCCCCUUCCUCACCUAACAAUUCUUCUUACAUAUCCCUUUGAACCAGGAACAUAUAUGACCUACUCCCCUCUUUCCAUCAAAAUUAGCUCUAUAUAAUUUAUUCUCAUCCUCCUUAAGCUUUUUAUUAAGUCCUAGAAAGUCUCCGUUAUAAUAAGGAUGGAGAGUAGUGUCAUGCAUCAUCAAGAUGCUAAUAAAAGCUUCUCUUUCAACUCCAAUUUUAAGUAUUCUUCCUCCUCGUUAGAACUUUUCACAGAUGAUGAUGAUGAAAAUGACGAUCUAAGCCACAACAAAGACAGCGACACAGAAGAAAAUUCUUUCAUAGAAAUAUCAUUCGAUCAACAAAAGAUUAAUCAAACGGAAGAUCAAUCAAACGGCGAUCGAGUGCUUCAUGAGGAUAAUGUUGACCACCUCCGAAUAUCGUUCUCGUCUAGUUUCCCUUCAUCAAUUCAGGAUCAUGGAAUUUAUAAUACUAUCAAUUGUGUGUCGCUUGACUCUACUCACAGAGAAUCAGCUGAAGCAACAGUUAAGUCCUUAUCGGCAUUUUCUUCAUCAAAAUCGUCUUUGUCUUCAAUAAGAUUAUCAUCCUCGACUUUUAGAUCUUCUUAUACUGGAACCUGUCUCCCUCAAGCUGUUGUGGGGUCCGAGUCCUUCAAUCCACUUGUUCACACCCUACUGUUCAGUCUCGAUGGCCCUCCGAACAUGGCAGACGAAAUUAACGGCCUUCAUGAUGAUCAAAAGGAGAAUAAUAGGCAGUUGGCAAUCAUCAAUGCCAACAACAGAAGGAGAGAAUCGAGCAUUACACAAGUAAAGAAUAAUAGUACAAAAAGCAGUACUAGUGGCAUCAUGAAGUUGUUGAUGAUCAAGUUUCGAGGUACCAAAGUUCGAAAGCUAUGGGCUUCAUUAUUUGCCAAAUCUCGUGGCCAUGAUCACCUUCACUUCUAUUCAAACAAAGCCAAUGCCAAUGAUAGGUCACACAAACCUAAGAGAUUAAUAAGAUCAUCCACAGAAGCACAAACAAUAGAGUGCUACCAUCAUGAAGCAAUGUACAUUAGUAACGACCUCGUAAGCGACAACAAAUACACUUCUCAUAAUCAAUACAAGUGUUCUAGAGCGAUGGAUGUAAACAUGGGUGCCCUGAAAGGGGUUUUAGGAGCUGUGAACAUGACAAGAAGUGGUCACAAUAACAGUCGAAGUAGCAAUCGAAAAACCAGCAGCUGUCCUAGCUCUUUAAAGUCCUCUCCAAUGCACGGGUUCCCAAGUAGUGAUGAUAACAGGAAGUUUUUCUCAGCUGAAAACUCAGUUCAGGCUGCCAUUGCUCACUGUAAGAGCUCACUUGGCCAGUCAUCAGAUUUUCACUUCUGAAUUACUUCUCUAGCUCAAUUUGUAUCCUCCCACAAUAGCAAGAGCUAGAUAUAUAUAUUUAUAUAUAUAUAAUAUAAACUAUAUUUAUCUAAUUUUCACGAUCAUGAUUUUAUUUAUUUGUACCGUUAAAUUUAUGUAUGUCUUUUAUAAACCACUACGUAUUCUACAA
This is a messenger RNA of Cannabis sativa, 1605 nucleotides long. RefSeq lists its product as uncharacterized. Bases 231 to 1436 code for a protein of 401 amino acids. The record is from RefSeq and is a predicted model, not a curated record. Lineage: Eukaryota; Viridiplantae; Streptophyta; Magnoliopsida; Rosales; Cannabaceae. The transcript is spliced from 2 exons.